CUGGUAAUUAAUAAACAAUUGAAUCCAGCAUUUAAUGGCACCAAUUGGGUUGUGUUGUGCGCGGGCAGUCGGACAUGGGAUAACUACAGGCAUCAGGCAGACGUAUACCACGCCUAUCAUGUGGUAAAAUCUCGAGGUAUUCCCGAUUCAAACAUAAUUGUCAUGCAUUACGACGAUAUAGCCUACGCCAGUGAGAACAGGAGCCCCGGGAUUGUAAUCAAUCGGCCCAACGGUCCGGACGUCUAUAAGGGAGUGCCCAAGGAUUAUGUUGGUAAAGAGCAUAACCCUUCGAAUUUUUUGGCUGUGCUUAGAGGUGAUACAGAAUUAGCUGGUUGUGGUAAAAAAGUUGUUAAUAGCGGACCCAACGAUCAUAUAUUUGUUUAUUUUGUUAGCCAUGGUUUUGUAAAUUUGGUUGACUUUCCCGAUACAUACCUUUACGCCGAGGAAUUGGUCAAUGAAUUGAUUUCAAUGCAUAAAAACAAUAGAUUUGCUAAAUUAGUGUUUUAUAUGGAAGCGUGUUAUUCUGGGUCUAUGUUUGACAAAUUACUUCCAAACAAUAUUAAUGUUUACGUAACGACCGCCUCAUUACCAUCGGAGGAAAGUAGUCUGUGUUGGUAUAACAAAGAGAUGGACACCUAUCUAUGUAACGCCGCCUGGCUUUACGACUACGAAAACAAGGACCCGACGGUUGAGUCCCUUCAAGAGCAGUACCGGUAUAUCGAGAGUGUAAUCAACAAAUCGCUGGUUCGCGAACACCAACACAGCCAACAGUACGGAGACCUAUCCAUUGCCAAACUCCCUGUGUCUCACUUUUUGGGUGAUCAAAAGUCUCACAAACCUCUUGGUAUAGAUCCCGUGCCUAAAGACAAUUGCGAUUCUAUUCCCUAUACAAGUGCUUACGUGAAUAGAAAACAGAAACAGAUUUUGUACGCAAAGGAUAUCCACGAGAAAUAUAGAUAUUUGUCUGAAUUAAAUGCUGUGUUGAGAGGCAGACAAUAUGUUGACAAUCAUUUGUAUGCAUCAAACAAACUGUUUAUAUUUGUGAACAUUUGUCAAUCGCUGGGAAAGAUGAGUGAUGCGGACAAUGCUACGAAA
Molecule: messenger RNA, 1095 nt
Organism: Medioppia subpectinata
Lineage: Eukaryota; Metazoa; Arthropoda; Arachnida; Sarcoptiformes; Oppiidae
Source: the annotation of a GenBank genome assembly